AUGGAAGAGAUAGGUCCCUCGAAUGGCCUGCUGGCGCCGUCCCCUUCGCUCCAGCUUGUGACGAUUGAAGGCUCCUCGCCGCACGAUGGAAGCGCGGCUACCAACACUGGCCUCGAGCUUCUCGCUGCUGCUGCCGUCAUGCUGAUGCGCUCGCCUACGCCUUCAAGCCCCAGCGACCUGUUUCUUCUUGGUGCUGGGCCUCCGCUAACCGUUUCCGCGGCGCCUGAUGACACUGCGAUGGACGUCUCCAUGGAUGCUCUGCUCGAAGCUUUGGAGGACACCGAUACUGCGCCGCUGCUGGAGCUGCUCGACGUUGCAUGGGAUAUCCUCAGUGAUGAUCUUCCUGCUCCUGCGGCUCCAAGUGGUGUUCCAGAGUCACCUGCCUCUGGCGUUGCCUCGCCUAGUGCGCCUUCAUCUCCCGCUGAAUCACGUGUUGCUUUUGCUGCUUCGUCCGUUGCUGCGUCGCCUCCUGCUGAUGCUGGGUCACUAUCGAUUGUUCCGCCGAUCAUUGCGUUCUUCAAUGCCUACUAUCGGCAGUAUUUCCGCGGCGCCGGUGCUUCAGGGACUGGCUUGUGCUUUCUCGAGUCGGUUCGAGUGGCGUGUUUCGAUCUUGGCCACCCUGAUCUCGUUUACGGCUGUCACUGGACGAAUUUCUGCACGGAGUACGCCAAGGAUUUAUCCAACGGGGUUGUGCGCGCAGUUAUCGCUGCUUUCUUCGAAUUCUUGCGCCGCCAGCAAGUUUGUCUUGACUAUGAUGUUCUCCUCCCAAACCAACUGGACGUUACCAUCACCGAUGGGAAGAUUCUUGGACGUUUCGCGCAAUCGCUCCAGUCAGGACACUACCUCGUUCACGCUGCACACGACCUCGUUGAGCACUUCUUCACUCUCGUUGUGAAUGCGCGUGAUCCGGGCAAGCUUUUGAAGAAACUCGAAGUGCUAGAUGGGUACGGUUUCGAUUACAAUCCACUCUGCUGA
Messenger RNA from Phytophthora nicotianae INRA-310, 975 nucleotides. RefSeq lists its product as hypothetical. The record is from RefSeq and is a predicted model, not a curated record. The transcript is spliced from 2 exons. The coding region runs from base 1 to 975 and encodes 324 amino acids. Lineage: Eukaryota; Oomycota; Peronosporomycetes; Peronosporales; Peronosporaceae.